Diospyros lotus (date-plum) is the source of this 1304-nucleotide messenger RNA. RefSeq names its product probable xyloglucan endotransglucosylase/hydrolase protein 26. The record is from RefSeq and is a predicted model, not a curated record. Gene Ontology annotation, cellular component: cell wall; apoplast. The transcript is spliced from 4 exons. Gene Ontology annotation, biological process: xyloglucan metabolic process; cell wall biogenesis. NCBI's taxonomy places the organism in Eukaryota, Viridiplantae, Streptophyta, Magnoliopsida, Ericales, Ebenaceae. Gene Ontology annotation, molecular function: hydrolase activity, hydrolyzing O-glycosyl compounds; xyloglucan:xyloglucosyl transferase activity. The coding region runs from base 150 to 1025 and encodes 291 amino acids.
AUCACAAAAAAAUGACACGGGAAAUACAGUUCAUCUGAGAAAGGUACCUCUGUUGGUUAGAGCCUAUAAAAGGCAUUGCAAGCCAGGGGCAAAAGCAUCCAACUUCAACUCCUGAGAAGCUUGGGAGAGAAUUCUUCAUUGGGGUCCAAAUGGCGGGUUCACGAGCUCUGUUAACAGCUUUAUUUGUCUUGGCAAUUGCAUUUUAUCCCAGAUCUGUGGAUGCCAACUUUGCCAAAAGCAUGUCCUUCAACUGGGGUGCCGAUCAUUCUUCCAUGACAAACAAUGGGAAUGAUCUACAGCUUGUGUUGGAUACAACUUCAGGUUCUGGCAUUCAAUCAAAGAAACAAUUCCUCUUUGGAAGCAUUGAAAUGCUAAUCAAGUUGGUGCCGGGGAAUUCUGCUGGAACCGUCACAGCCUAUUAUAUGUCCUCGACAGGAAGCGGGCAUGAUGAAAUAGACUUUGAGUUCUUGGGCAACGUUUCAGGACAACCUUACAUUAUCCACACAAAUAUCUAUUGUCAAGGAAAUGGAAGCAGAGAACAGCAGUUCUACCCCUGGUUUGACCCAACUGCUGAUUUCCACAACUACACCAUUCAUUGGAACCCAACAGAAGUUGUGUGGUAUGUUGACAGCAUGCCUAUUCGGGUGUUCAGGAACUACCAGAGUGAGGGGAUUCCCUACCCAAGCCAACAAGCGAUGAGGGUUUACUCCAGCUUAUGGAAUGCUGAUAACUGGGCAACAAGAGGUGGCCUUGACAAGAUUGACUGGAACAAUGCACCUUUUAUAGCAAGGUACAGCCACUUUAGGGCACGGGCUUGCAAGUGGCAAGGACCAAUUAGCUUCAGUCAAUGUACAGCCCAGACACCUGGCAACUGGUGGAUGUCCCCGGUAUACAGCAAAUUGAGCUAUGCUAAGCAGGGUCAGAUGAACUGGGUCAGAAACAACUACAUGAUCUAUGACUACUGCAAAGAUACUAAGCGAUUCAAUGGACAAAUGCCACCAGAGUGUUAUAAACCACAAUUCUAAAAAAAGCAUCAGACAGCAGAAGAGAAGAACCUCCUGCCCUAAUUCAUGUUUGCCACAAAGAAUAAGCUCUGCAAUUUGUCUGUUUCAUUUAUUUCUUUUUUAUUAUUCUUUCUUGAAAGAAUAUCCAAUUUAUUUGUUCCAUUCUUGUACUUCAUUUAAUGGAAAGUGUAUUCAGUAUCUCCGGUACUACUCUUCAGAGAUUGCAGACUAUGCCGUAUAGAGUGGUACUGAUUCAAUAAAUGAAAUAAACAGUUUCCAGCUAUAGAAUUUCAGCAAUAA